GUUGUAGGCACAAAACACAAUCACAAUCAUACGCGCAAUCUAUCCUCUAUUUGCUCAUACGGAACGGAUGUACUUGAAAAACCACUCAUCUUGUUCCUUUGUUCACUUCAGAUUUUUUUUCUACCACUAGCUUCUUUCCUUUGUCUUUAUCUCCUUCACACAUCGCAAUCCCAGAAAUAAAUCCCCCCCCUCCCCUUGAAUCUUUUUGUUUCUUCAGACAAUGGAAAAUGAUCCUUUGCUUCUGUAUGCAAGUCCCCGGAAGAAACCAACGCCGCCCUCACCUCUCUUUCCCCUCCCUGAACACAAUGAAGUCUCUCUCCCUGUCUCUUUAACUCCAUCUGAGCUUAAAGAUAGACUCAUCUUUGGUCCUUCUCCUCCUCCUUCCCUUUCUCCCAUUGAUUCUUCUCCCAUCUUUGAUGCCUUAACUUCAUCUCUUCAAUCCCCCCGACCUUCUUCUUCUUCUCCUCCUCCUCAAGACACUGUUGUAAAUCUCCAAGACCCUCUUUUGCAGCCAACCCAACUUAAUUCACCCACUCCAGCACCAGCUUCAUGGUUAAUUGACCCAGAUUUCAUAUGGGAAAAAUCCAAUCUUCACAGGUCCAAAACGGCACCUGCCAUGGCUGUUUUAAAUGAUGUCAUCCGCUCUUCAAUUCCCAAACCUCAAUUGGGGUCUCAAUCCAUUGUAAGACAAGCUUUUGUGCUUUUAGUCUUGUAUUUAACUUUGGGUGUUGUUAUCUUUUGGUUUAAUAGGCAUAAUUUCUUGGGUAAUGAAACUCACCCGGUUGUUGAUGCAUUGUAUUUUUGUAUUGUGACAAUGUGCACAAUUGGAUACGGUGAUAUUAUCCCUAAUAGUGUGGCUACCAAGUUGUUUUCAAUAUUAUUUGUGUUGGUCGGAUUCGGUUUUAUUGAUAUUUUGCUUAGUGGGAUGGUUAGCUAUGUACUUGAUUUGCAGGAGAGUUAUUUGUUGAGAACUGUUGAACAUGAGGGUCAAAAGAAGGACUCUGCAAGAUCUUAUAUAAUUGAUGUCAAAAAGGGGAGGAUGAGGAUAAGAAUGAAGGUGGGAUUGGCAUUAGGAGUUGUGGUUCUUUGUAUUGGAAUUGGUGUUGGUGUUAUGCAUUUUGUUGAGAGGCUUGGGUGGUUGGAUGCUUUUUAUCUUUCCGUUAUGUCGGUCACUACAGUUGGCUAUGGGGAUAGAGCAUUUAAGACGUUGCCUGGUAGGAUUUUUGCUGCUAUUUGGUUGCUUGUUUCCACUCUGGCUGUUGCUCGAGCGUUUCUGUAUUUGGCUGAGGCUAGAGUGGAUAAGAGGCAUAGGACAAUGGCGAAGUGGGUGCUUGGACAGGACAUGACUGUCUCGGAGUUUCUUGCUGCUGAUAUUGACAACAAUGGUUUUGUGAGCAAAUCCGAGUUUGUGAUAUACAAGCUCAAGGAGAUGGGGAAGGUAUCAGAAAAAGACAUUAUGCAGAUCAGCGAGAAGUUCGAUAGGCUAGAUGCUGGCAACUGUGGGAAGAUAACUCUUGCAGAUCUUAUGGAGCAUCAUCAUUAAUCUGCAAGUAACCUUGCUUAUAAUCAUCGUUAUGAUACGGCGAAGGUGGCAUGGACAGUAAUGGAUGACAUUGAAUCAUCAACUGCAGAAAUGGCAGUGGUUAGAAAUCAAGGCAAGCAACAAUGACGGUUUAUUCGAAUCUUCAUGCAUGUUGACUUGGUCCUCUUGCUCAUCCCAUAAUGUCUUAUUCCAUAGAUGAACGGUCUACCUUCCCGGUGUAGUUCUUUCUUUUGGUUUUAGGGUCAGAAACUCGGUAAGACAAUCCUGGGAUGCAUCAUUCACCAACUUGACUAGUGGAUAAAACCCUUUUGUUGGUCGGACUAAGUCUGGCGCUUGUUGAGUGGUUGGCCUAUGUUACCUUAGCGGAAUACAUGUGUACAAUUUGGGUAUGUUAUAGUUUAGGUGGUUGGAUAAGCACCUUAUGAGUAUGUCCGAAUAUAUGUUCUAUUUAGGUGGUUGGUUGGAUUGGAUGAGUUCCCUAUGUAAAAGUAUAUGUUGAUGCCAGUUUUUUAUGAAAAUGAAUUUUGUACGAAAGAGAUUUGUGGAUGUAAACAAAUUGCGUUUAUUCUUA
Molecule: messenger RNA, 2114 nt
Organism: Gossypium raimondii (Peruvian cotton)
Lineage: Eukaryota; Viridiplantae; Streptophyta; Magnoliopsida; Malvales; Malvaceae
Product: two-pore potassium channel 3
Exons: 2
Coding region: 221-1543 (440 amino acids)
Biological process (GO): potassium ion transmembrane transport; stabilization of membrane potential
Cellular component (GO): plant-type vacuole membrane
Molecular function (GO): potassium ion leak channel activity
Source: RefSeq, a predicted model, not a curated record